UAACCUACCACAAUAUUGUACUUACUAAGUAUGUAAAUAAGGAAAUGAUCAGCUGAUGUAUUAAUUAAUGUAUACGGCUGCAACCAAACGAAGAGGUUGUUGCAAUGGAGCUGCCUUUAAUCUCAUCAAUUCAACGUGUUCAAGUUUAUGAGACAAAAGCGCGUUACUACAUUAUUGGGUCCAACAGUACAGAGACGGCGUUCAGAGUUCUCAAGAUUGACAGACAGGAGCCAAAGGAUCUCGUGAUUCAAGAUGACAAGCAUGUAUACAAUAAAGUGGACAUACGAAAGCUCCUUGAGAUGAUAGCCUCUGGAAAUGUUAAAGCUGGAAAGCAGAAGCACACAGGGGAGGGCUUCAUGAAAUAUGUGUCUGCAUACGGGAUAGUAGGAUUUGUGCGCUUUCUGGAGGGGUACUACAUGGUUCUGGUAACAAAGAGAAGCAUAGCGGCAGUCAUUGGUGGUCAUGUGACCUACAAGAUCGAGGAUACAGUGAUGCAGUACAUUCCCAACAUGCCCGCUGAUAAGUACAUGCACCCUGAUGAGCCCAGGUAUGUAAAGAUGUUCCAGAGUGUGGACCUCUCCAGUAACUUCUACUUCAGCUACAGCUAUGACUUGACUCACACUCUUCAGUACAACAUGGCUCCGUCCGUGGACCCCAAGUUUGGUGAACCCAAGCAGACGGACAAACACAAGAGCAAUGUGUAUGGAGUGAAGGUAGCACCUGAGAGAAACUAUGUGUGGAACAAGUACCUGAUAGAGCCAUACCAGGCCCAUGUACAUUCAGACUGGAUCCUUCACAUCAUCUAUGGCUUCAUAGCACAGUCUAAUAUGUACAUCUAUGGAAAGUCAGUGUACAUAACAUUGCUAGCACGACGUUCCAACCAGUUUGCAGGACCACGAUUUAUGAAGAGAGGAGCUAAUAGCCAGGGAGCGGUUGCUAACGAGGUGGAGACAGAGCAGAUAGUGCAGGACAUGUGUGUGACCCAGCUUCACAAGGGACGUAUAUCCUCAUAUGUACAGAUGAGAGGAUCCAUCCCACUGUACUGGUCCCAGGACAUCUCGAAAAUGGUUCCCAAACCAGCUAUAACUGUUGAUAAGCGCGACCCGUACUUCCACACAGCUGGGCUGCACUUCAACCGCCUUCUCUACAGAUAUGGGGCUCCUGUCAUACUGCUGAACCUUGUCAAGCGUCGUGAGAAGCGUCGCCAUGAGGGCCUGCUGUGUGACGAGUAUAAGGACUGCAAGGCCUAUCUCAACCAGUUCCUACCGCCUGACAAGCAGCUCAUUUACAUCGGCUUCGAUAUGGCGCACUACACCAAGAAGUAUGCAAAACACACCAAUGACGUGUUUGACCGUCUGGCAGGGAUAUCCAGGUUCUGUGUCAAGCAGACUGGUUUCUUUUUGCAACUGCCACAAUUGAGAAGUGGCUUCUGGGAGCAACCAGAAUAUGAUGGCGUGAAGGGAAACAAGACGGAGUCUGGGUGCAGACAGACAGGUGCUGUGCGAACCAACUGUGUGGAUUGUAUAGACAGAACCAACACGGCACAGUUUGCUGUAGGGAAGUGUGCAUUAGGAUAUCAGUUAUGUGCCCUUGGUGUUCUACCAGUCCCUGAUCUCGACUUUGAUACAGACUGUGUCACGAUGUUGGAAGAGCUGUAUGAAAACAUGGGCAACACGCUGGCCCUUCAAUAUGGAGGUUCGCUACUCGUCCACAGGAUUGAAGGAUACCGCAAGAUUGCACCAUGGAAGGCGCACUCUGUGGACAUAUUCCAGACUUUGUCUCGAUACUACAGCAACGCAUUCUCUGACCUAGAGAAGCAGCAGGCUAUGAACGUGUUUCUGGGGGUGUUUGUUGCCCAUGACAACGAGCUCAACAUCUGGGACCUGCCCACUGAUUUCUACCUUCAUAACCCCGAUGCAGCGGGCCUGAAAAUGCAUAGAAAAAGCUACACCAUGUGGUGUGAUCCUGCAAUCUUCAAUCACCUGCCUCUGCCCUUUGAAGAAGCCUGCAAGCCCUGUCAUAGCCUGAUACAGGUGCUGUCUAGAGAAGACGAGGCUGUCAAUGUGCUGUUUGAGAACUACAAGCCAUACACACUGACAGACAUCAAACGUCUCGCUCAGGACAUGGAGAAAGUCAUAAGAAACUACAGGCAUAGAAUCUACCGCAAUCCGAGUCCAUUUGAGAGGCGGGCCAGUUUUGAUGGCAAAGACAGUAGAUUUGCUGCUUUAUCCAUUGGAGGAAGUAGUUCCCAUCAUCAUCAUCAUUCUGGGAAAUUUAUGUUACAGUCAGCCAGCCAAGAACUGGGUCGCACGAUCAGUGUGAAGGACUCCACUGCUUCCAUGUCGUCAAACACAUCGAAAUCAUCGGAGGACAGCUCGAGCAGCGCUAGUAGCGUGGAGGGGGAUAUUGUCACCUCCAGCAGUAGUGACGAUGAAGAGUCCCACUUUAAACACCGCGUGGCCAAGGUCAGCCACACUGAGCCUAACGUGUAUGACCUUGACCUAGCCCAGUAUGAGGAAGAUGAGUUUACACAGGAGUUGUACAAGAGGUAUGUGGACAUUGGUGCUGCUGACCAGAGCAAAUUGUCAGAGAUGAAGGUGCCGCACCUCAUGGCUUCUCCUAAAAUCGAGCCUCUAGGAGAGUACCCUGGUGACAUAUACGGUGUGGAGGAGCCAGAGGUCAGCAAGAGGUCCAUGGAUGUCUACAUCCGCUAUGUGCAGUGUGGCCUGGGAGGGGCCAGCGAGCCGUCUGCUGCCAACAAGGAGAUCUAUCGCAACUACAUACGCCAGCUCUAUAUGUGAUGUACCAGAAUGGACCUACAUAGGCCAGCUCUAUAUGUAAUGUACCAGAAAGGCU
Molecule: messenger RNA, 2856 nt
Organism: Dreissena polymorpha
Lineage: Eukaryota; Metazoa; Mollusca; Bivalvia; Myida; Dreissenidae
Product: polyphosphoinositide phosphatase-like
Exons: 24
Coding region: 105-2801 (898 amino acids)
Biological process (GO): phosphatidylinositol dephosphorylation
Cellular component (GO): intracellular membrane-bounded organelle
Molecular function (GO): phosphatidylinositol-3,5-bisphosphate 5-phosphatase activity
Source: RefSeq, a predicted model, not a curated record